Rana temporaria (common frog) is the source of this 1683-nucleotide messenger RNA. RefSeq names its product ubiquitin conjugating enzyme E2 J2 (gene UBE2J2). NCBI's taxonomy places the organism in Eukaryota, Metazoa, Chordata, Amphibia, Anura, Ranidae. The transcript is spliced from 8 exons. The record is from RefSeq and is a predicted model, not a curated record. The coding region runs from base 198 to 977 and encodes 259 amino acids.
AUGUCCAUAAAGGGGACGAGCAUGCGGCACCCUCCUGUACGAUGUUGGUCCUGCAUAGUACACGAUGAGAGAGCUGCGACCAGUCAAGCAGCAAAGUGAAGAGGUUGCAUGAAGAGGAGGAAGCCUAUGGAAAGGUGGUGAAUGACUGUACAUGGAAGUCUUGGGAUUUGCCUGACUUCUGAUCCAGUUUCACAACAAUGAGCAGCAACAGUAAUAAAAGAGCACCAACAACUGCAACACAACGGUUAAAGCAAGACUACCUGCGCAUCAAAAAAGACCCAGUGCCUUAUAUCUGCGCUGAACCCCUCCCUUCAAAUAUUUUGGAAUGGCACUACGUGGUUCGAGGACCCGAGAUGACCCCUUAUGAAGGUGGUUACUACCAUGGGAAACUAAUAUUUCCAAGAGAAUUUCCUUUUAAACCACCUAGUAUUUAUAUGAUCACUCCUAAUGGACGGUUUAAAUGCAACACACGACUCUGCCUUUCGAUCACAGACUUCCACCCAGACACAUGGAAUCCAGCAUGGUCGGUAUCAACAAUACUCACAGGUCUACUCAGCUUUAUGGUGGAGAAAGGACCCACCCUGGGUAGCAUAGAGACCUCCGAUUUUACUAAACGACAACUUGCAGCACAAAGUUUAGCGUUUAACUUGAAAGAUAAAGUUUUUUGUGAGCUGUUUCCAGAAGUAGUUGAGGAAAUAAAGAAGAAGCAGCGCGCACAAGAAGAACUAACCAACCGGCCACAGUCCCUUCCUCUCCCAGACGUAGUGCCAGACACAGAAGCCCACUUUGGUCAGAACGGAGCCCCACUCUUGAACGGCCAUGCCCCCUUGGCAGCAGCAAAUCACCCCGGUCUACAACAGCCAAACCGUAACCAUGGACUUUUAGGGGGUGCCCUGGCCAAUGUCUUUGUCAUAGUGGGAUUUGCAGCCUUCGCCUACACAGUCAAGUAUGUACUAAGAAGCAUAGCCCAGGAAUGAUGAGAUUUACCAGGGGCAUCAAGAAGAAUCUGAGACCAAACUAGCAAUAGUCGGGAAAGAGCAAAUGAACUGCUAGGAGAAGACGGACUCGCUCAGCACCACGCUCGGGUCAUUUCUAUUUGUGCUACAGUUGUGCAAAGUGAUAUAUCAGUUGGCUCAUGGGUUUAUUAUUAUAUAUAUACAUAUAUAUAUUUUCUUUUUUAGAACAUGAGAUGAGUGGUUGUGUAUUUUCCAUGACUGCAAACUAAAAAGAGACCCUGUACUAUGUUCACUGCAGCCUCUGGUGCUUGAAUCAGCCGGGCGUCUUCAUUUCCAACAUCUGCUUUAAUCCAAUGAAUUUCCUCAAGCUCUUCUUUAAAAGCUGUCAGGGAGAGGGCUAUGUUCUCUGUACUGGAUCCGCGAUGAGAUGUGGGCCUGUCAUCUGCUGUAUAGACAGUCUGUUCCAUUCCAGCAUACAGGCUCCAAAAAGAUUGGUCCAGUUUUGUACGUCGGCUAUCCGGUGAUAAAGUCUGAAAGUUUAAUGUUGACAUUUUCACAUGUCCUGUUUUUUUAUUUUAUUUUUCCUGUUUUAGUGUGUAAGUUUUAGCUCUGAAAGUGAGGUAAAAUUUUAAAAUCAACUAUGGAAUGAUUGUAUCACUUGAUUUAUAUCCCGUUUAGAAGUGGAUAUUAAAAGGUUCAUUCAGUGAGAUUGAACGUAGGAAACUUU